Messenger RNA from Salvelinus fontinalis (brook trout), 1857 nucleotides. RefSeq names its product GTPase IMAP family member 8-like. The record is from RefSeq and is a predicted model, not a curated record. The transcript has 4 exons. NCBI's taxonomy places the organism in Eukaryota, Metazoa, Chordata, Actinopteri, Salmoniformes, Salmonidae. The coding region runs from base 1 to 1857 and encodes 618 amino acids. Gene Ontology annotation, molecular function: GTP binding.
AUGGAAUUACCCCCAAAGAUGUCUGAAAGUCCUACAGAGCUAAGGAUUGUGCUGCUCGGCAAGAAUGGCUCUGAGAAGAGUGCUGUUGGGAACUUCAUCCUGAACACAGUGGCAUUUGAUCCCAACUUUGUACAAAACCACUGUGAGAGAGCCAGGGGUCAGGUGGAGGGAAGACACAUAGCUGUAAUCAACACUCCAGACCUGUUAGACCCUCACAUCUCACAUGACAAACUCUCAGAGGAACUGCGUUGCUGUGUCACUCUGUCUAAACCGGGACCUCAUGUGUUCCUGUUGGUGCUGCAGCCUGAGGAGUUCACACAGGAAGAGGGAGACAGAAUCAGGACAAUCCUAGACACCCUCAGUGACCGGUCCUUUGACUACUCAAUGGUACUGACAACUCAUGAAGACAAGAGGGGACACAUGGAUGAGGAUCACCCUCUGAAUCAGAUGGUCAGAGCCUGUAGAGGGAGGCAGCACCUCAUGCACCUCAGUGACCACACUCAACUUAUGGCAGAUAUUGACAAGAUUGUAAAGGAGAAUGGAGGAGACUAUCUCACCUGUGAGAUAUUUGAAGAUAGUUCAAGUGGCAUGUUACAAGGGAAAGAGGAAAUCAACAGGAGUAAAACUGAUGGAAGCCUCAAAUCUUCCUCUGAGGAAGAACUUGGAAAGGAUAUUUUGGAACAAGGUGAAUCAGCACAAUUGGACAAAUGGGAGAAAAUUAGAGAAAUUGUGUCUUCACUCAGGAUUGUGCUUCUGGGGAAGAAUGACGACAAGAAGAGUACAGUGGGUAACAUGAUCCUACAGAAAGAGGCUUUUAGGCCUGCUCAUUUCUUCAACUAUAAACAGCCAUGUGAUUCAGCCAGUGGGGAGGUGAAUGGCAAGUCUGUUACUGUUGUAAAGACUCCAGACUUCUUUGCUCCACGUCUGACUGUGCAGUCCCUGAUGGAGGAGAUGGAGAAAUGUAAGUCCCUCUCUGCUCCUGGGCCUCAUGGGGUCCUGCUGGUGUUGAAGCCUGAGGGGUUCACAGAGGAGAACAGAAACACAUUCAAGUUGAUCCUGAGCAUAUUUGGUAAAGAAACCUUCAAGUACUCAAUGGUGAUCAUUACUCACCGCAAGGGAGUCACAAGAAAUCCUCAUCUGAGACAAAUGAUCGAAGAAUGUGGAGGAAGGCAUCAUGAAAUGUACAAACAAGGAAGUGACCACAAAGAGUUAACUGAAAAGAUAGAAAAGAUGGUAGAGGAGAAUGAAUGGAGAUACCUCACCUCCAAUGAAGAGACAACACAUGAUACCAUGACACCAAAGGCUCAGAGACUGAACGUGGUUCUGUGUGGCAGAAGAGGAGCCGGGAAGACUUCUAUAGCCAAUGCCAUACUGGUCCAUGCUUUCCUCCUGGUCGUACCUUUGGGUCCACUCACUGAUGAAGACAAAGGAGAGUUGGAGGCCAUCCAGAAGAUUCUCAGCUCACGAGUCAAUUACUUUUUCAUGGUCCUGUUUAGACAGGAUAACAUUCCAGUUGAUAAAACUGCAGUUGACUUUGUGGAACAAAAUGCAGACACAAAGCAACUGAUCAAGAUAUGCGGAGGGCGGUAUAAAAUCUAUGAUGCUUUGAAAAUUGAUAACGCCAAGCAGACGACAGAACUUGUAGCAGAAAUAGUCAAAAUGAUGGAUCAGAACAGAACCUGCUACACUCUGUACAUGUACAUGGAGGCUAAACACCAAUCAGAACUGGAGGAAAAGAACAGAAGAAUCAAGGAUUUAGAGGAGAGAAUCAGGAACAUGUCACAAGGUGAGUUUGUUGAACACAGGGAGGAACAAAUAUUGGGGGGUGAUUGGGAAAACAAUGAUUUAACACUAUGA